Lecanosticta acicola is the source of this 4638-nucleotide messenger RNA. The record is from the annotation of a GenBank genome assembly. Lineage: Eukaryota; Fungi; Ascomycota; Dothideomycetes; Mycosphaerellales; Mycosphaerellaceae.
AUGGCGGACACUCCGCGUGAGCCCGUCAUCGCCUCCAGCAACCGUGCUAGCGAUGUCGAGCCAUACGCUAAGCGGCUCAUCGCCGACGAUCCACAGCUGUGGGGACAGGUCUUGCCAUGGGAGUUCCCACAGGUUGGCACCAAGGAGCAAGAAGAAGAAUUCAUCCGCCGCUUCUUCACCGAGCGCGAGAUCCGCAUGCAGGGUGGCUCGCCCAAUGGCUUCCGUUUCCUCAAGCAGGUAUACUACUGGGCCGCCGUUUGGAACAUUAACUGCCGCCUUCCUCUGGUAGUCCACUGGUGGUUCGACAACAACAAGGGCUUGUUGGACGAUCCGGCCAUGAAGAGCCACUUGCUCCAUCCCAAUGUGAAGCCUUCUACUUUCUUUGAGGAGGCGCAGCUGGAGUUGUACGGCGAGAAGUUCCUCGAGAUCGUGGUCAAGCAGAUUCAGUUCCAGAUCGACCCGUCUUGCAACAAUGUGCCACCAGAGAAGCCACUCUACGCCCCGACCAAAGAAGAGCCGAUGCCCUCCGCAGCUGAGGAGAAGUCAGAUGGCACUACGACCACGGAUGAGCCAGCGUCUGUCGCCGUCGAACAGGAGACGGCACCAGCUCCUUUCGAACAGAAGCCAAGCGAGGUCAAAGACGGCGAGAAGCCAGCAUCAAUUGCUGCUGAAGAGACGCCGGUCCUUGCCACCGAUAAGGAGAGUGCACCAGCACAUUCCGUCGCCAUCGACAUCAAGACUCGACCAUCCAAGCUUGCUGCGCAAUCGCCUAGCUUUCAACCAGAGCACAUAGAUGCAACUCCAUCAAGCGCCCCUGCGCACGCAACACAGACUCCAAAGUCAUGGGAUACCGCGCCUCCGCCCGGUUUGGGACAGACCGGGCGAUCGAAUCACCGCAGCUUCAGCGGCGAUGCAUAUACUCCGUCCCAGCGCGAUUUACCUUUGCGUGGGCGACGUGGCUCCGGUGGCUUCAACAACAAGCGUAAUAGCUUCAGCGGGCCCCGUCAAUCUCAGCGGCCAACGCACAACAACGAGGCACCGUUCCCGCUUCCGCCAUCGGCUUACUUCAUGCCGGCUGCUCAGUAUCCCGGUGUGGGUACGAUGACAGCUCCACAGGGUCGUAUACCAUCAGGAGGUCCCUACGAUAGAGCCCUUGAGCCAAUGCCAGUGCUUCCACAGGGGCAACUGUACAAUCCUCAUGCUCCACCUCAUGCCCAGCAACCGACUCAGCAAUUUCCACCGCAUUGCGGCCCACAUCUUCCCAAUGAGCCUGUACCACAUAUGAUGGGCAAUUCACCCUAUCCUCCAGUGUUUCAUCCUGCCGCCGCUGACUUUGUGCCUGCUUUAUAUGAGCGAGGCAACCUUGGGAACGAACAACACUUCAGCAGUGGUCCUGGGCACGGAGGCUUUGAAAGCAAUACUGGACGACUUUCGAAGCGCCGUGACAGCAUUGGCUCUCGAGGAGGUCACGGGCGCGGCUACAAGGGUAGCAUAGGUCGUGGCAGAGGCAGCAAGGGCAAGAACAAUUUCGUACAACCGCACAUGAAUAGCGGUCACAUGCCUGGACCAGACCAGCGCUCUGUCUUCAAUAACGAGAAUAGCUACGGCAUGGAGCACUGGCGACCAUAUGGGGCAGACGAGAACGCUGUGCCACGUCAACCCAUGCGCAACGACGGCAGUUUCCGAUUGCUAGACCAUGCUGCUGCGAGCCCGUAUGCUCCUCCUGGCAUUCUGUCAACCUAUCUGUCGCGUCGCUCCUCAGGCGUGCAAAACUUCGGAUCUGCACACCACGGGAAGAAGCCACAAUACGUACCAUUGUGCUCUUACAAGUGUGAAAAGCAAUACAUUGACCCGAGAUGCACUGAAGCACGCAAGCUCAUUAUCUUUUCUGUGCAGCCAGGAACGAAUCAAGACCAAAUCGUGGAAUUCAUUGCGCGAUUUGGGGCAUUGCAGAAUGUCUCCAUACAGCACCAACGUGCUGCCUAUGGCAAGACUCUGCAAGACAGGGCCAUGGCACAUGUCACUUUCGAAAAUGUUGAUGGAGCGCGCAAUUGUCUGCAGGCUAACGGAAUGCCGUGGCCAUUGGGAGCACCUGGAGAUGGCGACUUGCGCGUCGAAGUAGCGAUGGCACAUGUUGAUCGUCAUCACUUCUCUCAUGCUGGACGAGCGGAUUCUCGAAUGGUUCAGUUGCAACCCGCUCCUCCCCCUCAGGAGGCCAAGGGAACUGUGAUUUCAGAAGGCGGAGAAGCAUUCGACCCAGACUCACUUCCAGCCAAGGCAUCCGCCUCAGCUCAAGCCUCCAGCCAGGGCCACGGCCAGCAGGAGCCGACUGCUGAAGUUUCUACCCCAACCGCUUCGGCUCGCUCGUCUCCCAAGAGGAAGACGAAGUCUAAGAACAGCAAGGCGAAGAAGAAAUCCCCGCGUCAUGAAAAACCCGAGGAGAAGCAAGAGACUGGCGACCAUUCAGCAGCAGAGCGCCAAGACAGCGUCGUUGUACAAUCAGCGGGAAAGCCUGACAAGACCGAUACUCAAGCCGCCUCAAAUGAAAUUUCAGAUGGGCAGGCUGACUUGCAAGCUACUGCAGUGCCAUGUGCCGUGUCCGACGAAGGUUCAGCCGACGAGAAAUUUAUCACGAUCGAUGGCGAGACUUGGCGAUCUGAUGCCCCCCAGUCUGCAGUUGCGGUCGAUGGUGUCCACGAAGACGCUAAUGCGACUGCCAAGUCCUCGAGUCCAACGGCAGAACAGCCCCUUGCGGAUGCCUCGAAGCCAGAAGAGGAUCCGAAUGAAGAGAGCUUCCAUACCGCCAGCGACUCCCCUGGGAGGUCUACUGGAGAGAAGGAGGACGGCGGAUUGACCUCUAUGGCUUCGCAAGAACCAUCAUUGUCCCCUGAGGACAGCAAUGUACAGAUCCCCGACAAGAAGGAGGAGACUACACAAGCUGCUACCGCAUCAGAGCAUGAAACGAUUCCAGAAGUCGCUGAGCCCUCUGCCACCAGUAUCGACGCGGAGACGCCUCAGUCCCGGUCCCCAACCAGCAUUAAGGAUAUGAAGAAGGCGCCAAUUCCGCAGAUCUCGAAGACUCGCAAUGUCACUAUUGCUCUCCCACAAGUGAACAUCAGGGCUACCCCAACUGCAUCCAAAACAACCGAUGACGGCUCCCAAAAGGCCUCAGAGCAUCGCUCGUUAUCCGCAGGCUCCGAAGCUGCGCAUCCGAACUUUGUGACGGCGCCAAAUACUCCUGCUGUAUCUGGACCAGAUGCAGACCCUCGGGUGCCGCCAAAACCACAGCCACAAGUUCAGCCACUAAAGUCUGCGAAAUCAAAGGGUCCAGAACAGACAGAGUCAUUCAGCAUAUUUGGCAAGAAAGACAAGAAGUCAAAGGCACCGAAGUCGAAGAAGGGUUCAAUGAAGGGUAAGCCUCAGAUGGACGGGACUGCCAGUCCGAGUGUUGGAAGCAGAAACACCAGUCGCGCUGUGAGUGGAGUCAGCACGCCUGUGCCUGAGGAGUUCGUGUACGACAAGGCUUCCGGAAACCAUCUCGAGCAGAGCGGAACCGAUUUCGCCCUCGACUCCUCAAUGGAGGCCCAGAACAGUGCAGCCAUCCCAAAGGAGUUUGUCAAGUCAAAGGAGAAAGGAGAGGGACGUCCACGAGGCAGCACCAUUGGCAGUUUGAUCUCUGGCUUCUUAAGACGAGACAGCGGGCAGAACCCGAAGCCCGUCGCCCAGGGAAUCAAGGCUUCAGAGGUUGUGCCAGGAACCCAUGAUUCAGCCGUGAUUGAGAAUGAGCGCUCAGAGGCUGCAGCGCCAAAGGAUGUUUCGUCAGCGCUAGAGCCAACUGCAAAGGCCCACAAGCAGGAAGAGAAAUCUCCAAUCGCGCCAGAUGCUAUGAGCGACGAGGACUUGGCGGCCGCUGAUUCAGCCUCUUACCAAGACCAGGAUGAGACGCGGCUUUCCCAGCAAGAAGCGCUCGGGCCAGCUGGUUUAGGCAUCCUUACAGAUGCAGACGCACUGAACGGAGACAAGUCCAGGAAGAAAAAGAGGAGUGUCAGGAAGAAGUCAAAGAGGUCUUCGGCCGACGUCACUGACAUUUCUUGCGCAGUGCAUGAUGCACACGUCGAUCGACCUGUCGGUACCCUUGAGGGCGACCGUGAAGCCGCUUCUAAAUCGCCCGAGAAGCCAGCAAGCUCUGAGACUGACAACUCUGAUGAUCGCGCCACUGACGGGGUCCUACCGCGUAGGAUUGAAUCCCCCCGGACUGCCACUGGCAGCAAGGGGUUCAACUCGACUAACGACUCGGAGCAGGCUGUGUCGGGUUUUGACCAUAUCGAAGGCGCGGCGUCCGAAGCGACGGACUCGCCGACCGAAACCCCAUCUCUGCUGCUUGUCCCCUACAUUCACAUCAGCCAGCAGCAAAGCCUUCGUCUCAACAUUGAAAACGCCCUUGAUCACUUGGUGAAGCCCACGAAGGUACUGGAGGAUGGAAAGCAAAACGACAUCAACGACAGGACGGUUCUCGAAGAACGAGCCAGUCCAGAGGUGGAGGAGCUGAGGAAGAAGGCGGAGGAUCUGCAUCGUCAAGAGAAGGCGAGGAGGGAAGCAGUAGCUGCUGCUGCUGCUGCGAAAGAGUCGAAGAAGUAG